AAGGAACCAUUUGACAGCAUUAGGGAAACCAGUGGUUAUACCGACAAUAAUGAGAGCAUAUCGUCGACGUGUUCGUCGGCAUCGGCGCCGACAUCGCAAGAGGGGAGUCGACAACAACAUCAACGACGGAAAAUGAGACCAAUGGAAGACGCGAACGACUCCGUCAUUUUGGACGAAGAGGAGCACCCGUUGCUGUCGGCUAACAUCUGCGCCGAGACUGGAGACAAACAGGCCAUCUCUUUCCUCACCGCUCUUAAGAUUCCGGGAGUGAUUGAGUUCUCGUUGUGUCUAUUCUUCGCCAAACUGGUCAGUUAUACGUUCCUCUAUUGGUUACCCAAAUAUAUUGGCCAAUCAACUGAUUCGUCGUCGUCGGACUCGGCAUACCUGUCCACUCCAUUUGAUUUGGGAGGUAUUGUUGGCGCUGUUAUGGCCGGCUAUUUGGUCGAUAAGACGGGUGCGAGUGCUCUCAUCUGCACUGUUAUGCUUGUAUUCGCUGUUCCAUCGUUAUUUAUGUAUCAAUUAUACGGUAGUCUUUCGGAAGCAUCCAAUAUUGUGCUACAAUUAAUUGCCGGCGCUUUCGUGAACGGGCCCUACGCUCUCAUUACGACCGCAGUGUCCGCAGAGUUGGGUACAAAAGUGCCAAACAGUCACGCGUUGGCAACUGUCACAGCCAUUAUUGACGGCACCGGAUCUAUUGGUGCUGCAAUUGGGCCCCUAUUGGCUGGUCGUGUGUCUGAAACGGGUUGGAAUAAUGUGUUUUAUAUGGUUAUGAUCGCCGACGCGUUGGCCCUCUUGUCACUCAUGAGGAUAUCAGUGCAGGAAUGGCGGCGUAUUGUCGAUCGCAGAAGAAUAUCCCUCGACAACAGGGAAUGUGUUUUAUAGCAGUCAUAAAAGUGGUUAUUAUUAAGUAUUACUUAAGUAAUAGAUUUGUAUAUAGAAUAUAGUUAUUAUGAGAAU
Molecule: messenger RNA, 957 nt
Organism: Medioppia subpectinata
Lineage: Eukaryota; Metazoa; Arthropoda; Arachnida; Sarcoptiformes; Oppiidae
Source: the annotation of a GenBank genome assembly